Eucalyptus grandis is the source of this 1853-nucleotide messenger RNA. RefSeq names its product meiotic recombination protein DMC1 homolog. The record is from RefSeq and is a predicted model, not a curated record. The transcript has 14 exons. Gene Ontology annotation, cellular component: condensed nuclear chromosome; nucleus. Gene Ontology annotation, molecular function: double-stranded DNA binding; ATP binding; ATP-dependent DNA damage sensor activity. Gene Ontology annotation, biological process: DNA repair; DNA strand invasion; chromosome organization involved in meiotic cell cycle. The coding region runs from base 78 to 1106 and encodes 342 amino acids. NCBI's taxonomy places the organism in Eukaryota, Viridiplantae, Streptophyta, Magnoliopsida, Myrtales, Myrtaceae.
AGUCUCUUCUUCUCCGCAGGAGCGAAUUGCAGACGCACGGAACUUCAUCGCCGAUCGUCAAACUCCACCGCUCGAAGAUGCUCUCAUCUCUCAAAGCCGAAGAGCAGAGCGGCCAGCUGCAGAUGGUGGCGCGAGAAGACAUCGACGACGACGACGGAGGCGACCUGUUCGAAACGAUCGACAGACUUAUAUCUCAGGGAAUAAAUGCUGGAGAUGUGAAAAAACUACAGGAUGCAGGAAUCUACACUUGCAAUGGCUUGAUGAUGCAUACAAGGAAGCACUUAACUGGAAUCAAAGGUUUAUCUGAAGCAAAAGUUGACAAGAUAUGUGAAGCUGCUGAAAGAUAUCAGAAUUUUGGUUAUAUUACUGGAAGUACUGCUCUGCUCAGAAGAAAGUCAGUUGUUCGCAUCACAACUGGAAGCCAAGCUCUUGAUGAGCUUUUAGGCGGUGGUAUUGAAACUCUGGCAAUUACAGAAGCAUUUGGCGAAUUUCGGUCUGGAAAAACACAGCUUGCACAUACUCUGUGUGUUUCUACUCAGCUGCCAACUCACAUGAGAGGAGGAAAUGGCAAGGUAGCUUAUGUCGACACUGAAGGAACUUUUCGCCCUGAUCGAAUUGUACCAAUUGCUGAGAGAUUUGGCAUGGAUCCUGGUGCAGUCCUAGAUAAUAUCAUUUAUGCCCGUGCCUAUACUUAUGAGCAUCAGUACAACUUGCUUCUUGGUUUGGCUGCCAAAAUGUCUGAAGAACCAUUUAGGUUGCUGAUUGUAGAUUCAGUGAUUGCUCUCUUCCGAGUGGAUUUUACUGGAAGAGGAGAACUUGCAGAGCGCCAGCAAAAAUUGGCACAAAUGCUCUCACGUUUGAUUAAGAUAGCUGAGGAAUUUAAUGUGGCAGUGUACAUGACCAAUCAAGUCGUAGCUGAUCCAGGCGGAGGUGUAUUCAUAUCAGACCCAAAGAAACCUGCAGGUGGGCAUGUUCUGGCUCAUGCAGCCACAAUUAGGUUGAUGUUUAGGAAAGGCAAAGGUGAGCAGCGCGUCUGCAAGGUGUUUGAUGCCCCAAACCUACCCGAAGCUGAAGCUAUAUCCUUUUUGCGCCAGAUCUUUCUCUAGUUAUGUACUUCAUUGAAACUUAUCACAUCAUGUUGCAGAGACCAAGUAAAACAUCUAGAAGUCUAUAUCAAAAUCUGUGAGAAAGUCGAUACUGAGUCUACAUAGAGAGGUGGAGACCUGAUUUAAGCAUGAUAUUCACAGUAUACUUGAUGUUGCAUGGACAUCCAUGAACAUAUAUGUGAAUUUUGUGCAGAGGAAUUAAACAAAAAGAAGUGGAUAUGAGAAUUUUUCCAAUUAUUACUGGUAGACUAGCUGUGCAGGUUGUGCUGCGUAGACGAUGCACACCAUCCCUUGAUAUUGUCAGAAAAUUUAGCAAGAGCUCAUCUCUCUAUAAGAUGAGACUGGGAUUUAUUCCAUCUACGUUAAACUUGACGAACACAAGUUUUCCAGAUUACACCAGGAGGCAUUGCUGAUGCAAAGGACUAAAGAAGUCUCUCCAACCAGGAAGGCGGGCAAAGCGCUUUUUUUUUUCCCCUUUUCUUUGUGUUAAUCUGCAAUUUGAUAUUAGUCAUUGUAUAGACAGCUUCCUUUAUCUUCUUUUGCAUCCUAACCUUCGAUAUGCAGGGUGACAUCUGUCCAUCGUCACCUUCAGCAUUGCAGCAUUGCUAGAAGCAGAUAAUGAGCUCCCAAGAACCUGUUCAUUUCCUUUCUCUACAACACUUUGUCACCCUGGUCAUUACUGUCCCUAAGUUUCAUGUGCUUGACAACAAACCAUUCAUGAAUGACAUGAAAUACUUUCUCUAACUG